Molecule: messenger RNA, 1545 nt
Organism: Nelumbo nucifera (sacred lotus)
Lineage: Eukaryota; Viridiplantae; Streptophyta; Magnoliopsida; Proteales; Nelumbonaceae
Product: protein kinase PINOID 2-like
Biological process (GO): protein phosphorylation
Molecular function (GO): ATP binding; protein kinase activity
Source: RefSeq, a predicted model, not a curated record
AAGAAGUUACUUUGAUACAGGUCGCACCGCCAUGACUACAACAAGCAGAGAUGAAUCCGACUACGACAGUAGCUGUUCUUCGGUCACACUGCCGGACUCCCGCUACAGCUGGAUAAGCGACUUCAGCUUUGGCAGCAGGAGCUCCGUUUCAGUCUGUUCCUUCAGUGACCACACCCUCUCUUGUGGUCAAAAGCCACACAAGGCCAACCAAGCUGCCUGGGAAGCCAUGAAACGCCUCCGAGGCGAGAAUGGCCAAGUUGGGCUUCACCACUUUCAUUUGCUUCGCCGGCUUGGAAGUGGAGACAUCGGAAAUGUCUACCUCUGCCGGCUCCGGAAUCCUGUUGUGGGAUUGCCUGAGUGCUUGUAUGCUAUGAAGGUGGUUGACAGAGAAGCUCUUGCAUUUAGAAAGAAGCUUCAGAGGGCAGAGAUGGAGAAGGAAAUACUGCGAAUGCUUGAUCAUCCUUUCCUCCCAACACUCUACGCCGAGUUCGAUACCUCUCACUACUCAUGUCUAGUGAUGGAGUUUUGUCCCGGCGGCGAUUUAUAUGCUGUCCGGCAACGCCAGCCCGGGAAGCGUUUUAGCAUCUCAUCUGCCAAGUUUUAUGCGGCUGAAAUCCUUCUGGCUCUGGAGUAUCUUCACAUGCUGGGGAUCGUAUACAGAGACCUUAAGCCAGAGAAUGUUCUAGUUCGGGAAGAUGGGCACAUUAUGCUCUCCGACUUCGAUCUCUCCUUCAAAUGCGACGUGGUGCCCAAGCUCCUAAGGACGAAACCCAACCCUGCUGCUACAUACAGGAAUGUUAAGAGCUCAACCCCUUCAUGUGCUGCACCCAUGCAACCUGUGUUUUCAUGUUUUCUGGCGUCUACCAAGAGUAGCAAGAAAAAGAAGGAAGCUGCCAUGGGAGCAGUGGCACCAGAGGUUGAUUUACAGAAUGUUGAUCCAGAGCUGGUGGCUGAACCCAUCAAUGCUCGUUCUAAGUCAUUUGUAGGUACCCAUGAGUACUUGGCACCAGAGGUGAUCUCAGGGUUGGGCCAUGGAAGUGCUGUGGAUUGGUGGACAUUAGGGGUGUUCUUGUAUGAGCUCUUGUACGGGAAGACACCCUUCAAAGGUGAAAGCAAUGAGAAGACUCUUAUCAAUAUCAUUAAGCAGCCAUUAACUUUCCCCAGGAUUGGUGUUAGUACCAGCAAAGAACUUGAAGAGAUAGCCAAAGUUCAGGACCUCAUAAGCAAGCUUCUGGUGAAGAAUCCAAAGAAGAGAAUUGGGAGCUUGAAGGGUUCCGUUGAAAUCAAGAGGCAUGAGUUCUUCAAGGGCGUCAAUUGGGCUCUGAUUAGAUCAGCCAAGCCUCCUGAAGUCCCCAAGGAUUUACGCAGGAUCAAGAGCAAAGCUUCUUUAUCAAAGUUUAGCAGCAGGAAAGAAAGAAAGCCUGCAUAUCAGCUCCCUGAUCACCAUUUUGACUACUUUUAAUUGUAAAUAAAUAUAGAUAGAUAGAGAUGAAAAAGCAUGUUAUACUAAUGAAAGAGUCUUUUCUUUUUCUUGGGUUUUGGUAG